Messenger RNA from Daldinia vernicosa, 2049 nucleotides. RefSeq names its product kinetochore complex Sim4 subunit Fta1-domain-containing protein. Bases 249 to 1727 code for a protein of 492 amino acids. Lineage: Eukaryota; Fungi; Ascomycota; Sordariomycetes; Xylariales; Hypoxylaceae. The record is from RefSeq and is a predicted model, not a curated record. The transcript has a single exon.
UUCGGAUUCAAUUGACCCUUAACAAUAUCGAAUAUCUCAGCUUCAUCUACAUUUACCUAUGCGCCAAUUAGUUUAAUCAUUCCAACCAUCUUGUCAUUGUAAAAUCCGGGCUAACAUUAGCUCUAUUUGAACGCGACGGCCGCGACGAACGCGUCGACUUGCAUCGUUACUCGCCAUAACUUUUACAUUCACAAUUGCUCAAAUUCAUUUGAGCCAAUCUAGUCCAUAUCGAAUAGAUAAAUCAUCCAAUGCCGCCUCGAAGACGAGAGAAUAAAGAAGCAGUAGAGCCGCCCGCGGAACCUGCCUCGCCAUCGCCAGAUCCAGACCUAGAACGCUCCCCUCCAGGAUCCGAUGCGUCGCCAAGUGCCGACUUGUCCCACAACGAUUCGGAGCCGCCACGCUUCUUCAACACCACAUUUACUACGUAUCGUGUGUCGCCUCUCUACGUAGGUAAACAAAAAUUAACGCAUGCGCGCCUACAACUCCUAUCCAAGCAUCUACGAGACACUCUCGUUGGCGACGUAGUGCGCGGCGUACAGGUCGGGUUGGACGGAGAUGCAGAAUUAGGGCGUACAGGUGCCUUAUAUGCUGUGGAGUGGCGAUGGGUCGAUGCCGAGAAGAUACUCAGAGGAGGUAGUCGGCGAGAAGGUAGCGUAGAGUUGGGGAAUGACGCCGACGAAACCGAUGAGCGGGCGCAAGGGGGUAAACAGCGAGCUCUAUCUAUAGAGCUAAGGUACGAGAACGCUCGGUUUAGCGCUCUGCUCUUGUCCGAUCUAUCUGAAGACGAAGACAUACCAGGCUCUAAUUACCGGCCCUCGUGGACGUGGCGGACGGAUGAUAAUAGUGGCUCCAAGCCGGGAGAAGAUGAUGGAACGGCAUUCUUACACUUGCCGUUGCUUCUAUUCCGGAUGCCCGCACCUCUCAAAUCCGUACUCGUUGAUUUCCUAUCCAACACUUUUGACUGCCGUGUUAGCCCCCUUGCGCUAGGCACACGGACGCUCGUGAGUAGUUGGGAGGCUUGGUUGUCCGAUAAUCACUCCAACAGAAACCGACAUAUGCCGAGUAAACAUAUUCUUAUUACGCUCGGUUUUCACGUUGAGCCAAGGGAAUCUAAAGGGCAAAGUAGUGGAAAUGAACUUGAUUAUACAAGUGAACAAAAUCAAGGCCAAAAGCAAGAUCUGCCUCGUGUAGGCAUAAAAACUAUUGACAUUACCAUUCCCGCCGCGGAUGUGUACCGGUUCCUACGCGUGGGUGAGAAGCUCGGUAGCAAACCUACGGCUGCCGUCAUAACGAGGAAGCGGAAAACGGACGUACAAACCGCUUUAUCAGAUGACCAGCAGAGUAGGAGGCGCCGGAAGCUCGCGGGCGGCAAGAAUGAAGAAGGAUGGGCAUGGCACAGGCAGUAUCACGAUAGUAUCGAAGGAGAAGCAGAGGAGAACAUUAUCAAGCAGCCAUUCACCGAUGCCCUAGCCGCGUACAUGUGGCACCACCUUGGCCUGGACAUGUUCCACCCGGGCGUUCGCGUGCAACGAGUUGCAUGUGACGGGUUCGCACUGUCUGAAGGGAGGCUUAAAGUAUUCGCCCCGGUUCGCGGGCAUAGCAACGAUAGCGAUGGCGAUGAGCAGGAAUCUUCCGCGUGGAAGCUAGUCCAAGGGUUGGUGCGGAAAGCUAAAGGGACGUCAAGUUGGGCUUCCGGAGCAGUAGCAAAUAUGAUACGACAGCAUUGAGGUGUAAAUACCUAGGGACACGAAGUGUGACUUAUAACCUAAGAAAUUAAGGAUGCUGGUACAGCAGAGAUACCUAAAAUUAGGAACAGCUUAUGAAGGCGUGGAUGGUUAAUGAUACCCUCGGAUGUAGCACUGGUAAGGAGUUAUAACAGGUCAAAUGAAAAUUCAUUUAUUCUUCACUCACUCUCACUCUCACUCUCACUCAGGUGUCUGCUCAGGUACCUCUUAUGUAGGUAGUCCAUAGUGUCUCAUCCCUAUUCACCCCUGCAUCAAGAAAGGAAAAUAAUUAUGGAGGCCCAUUUGAAUCUCAAGAGUGAACAGC